CCACUUAUUUAUGUAUCCCUUAUCGCUUUUCAAAUUAACGAGGAGUAAUUUUUUUUUGAUAAGUCUACUUGAUAACCUUUGCUGUGAAUGAAAACAAACAAAAACUUACGAGUUUACCAAGUACGAGUGUAUCGCUUUCCAGAUAAGCAACUUAUCAGUGUUUUUGAUAAGUUUGUCGGCUAAGCACAGCACAGCACAGCGCAACACAUGCUAAAGCAACUAGGCUAUGUAAGCUUGUGUAGUCAGUGAUGCUCUGUAGGAAAAUUCAUUAGUAGCGCAUGUGUAUAAUCAAAAAUUCGGAACAUCGACUUUUCCUUCAGCUUGGGCCCAGGCCAAAAAACUUUCAUCGGUAGCCAGCCGCUCGCAUUUGUCAAGUUCCGUCGGGUUGUUCACACCAAAUAUAGACACUGCACUUUUUCCCUUUCAUUAUAAUGUACACGGCAGCACUUGUUAUCGUGGUCUGUCCAUCGGUGUCGAGUUCACCAGAGCACCAUCGUUCGCGGGUAGUGUGCUGGCGUAGUCUUCUGGAGAUUCUCGGAUUACAUCUCUGGCAAAAAGUCGGCUUUCCAAAGAAGUAUUUCGCUAAGCGCCGUCGUUCGAAUUCGCCGAGUCUACACUAGCACUCGACCAACAAGUCGUUGAAUUAGUUGAAAAAAUUUCUGCAGGGUCAUUAUAUGUAGUGAAGAUAGUAGCAGAGUGAUAGACGUUACCAAAAAAAUGUGAAAACCAAACAAAAACUGAGCUAUAUUUGGCUGUAUUGGCUAUAUAACUUCACUUUGGUUAGGUCUGCCGAAGAUGUCGCGCGCACAAAAUAGAGAGAAAAAAUUGGCGGUUUUGGAAGUAGUUAAAAAGAAAAAGAAUAUUUUAUUUGGAACAUUUCAAAAUAAGAUCGCCAAUAAAAUCGAAAAGGAGGCUGCUUGGAAGGAGGUGCUCGAGAAAGCGCAAUCCCUGGGUUUGGCUGCGCCCAACCGCGAUUGGACUUAUGCACGGGAUCAUAUAUUUGGCCUCUGGAAAAGUCGUGCAUUGGCAAAAAGAGACGUUGCUAGAAAAGCUGGAGUCAUUAGCAUUUCAAAGUCUUUGGUUUGUGACGCAGUGGAUGCCUGCAUAUUGGAUAUUUUGGAAAAUGAGUCGACUGUGAAGAACGACCUUAGCCUACUCGAGGGUGACGGUACGGAAACAAAUAUAGAAUCGCAAAUCUCUAAUAUUAACGAAUCACAACUCAGCUCACAUAGAACAGCCACAACAAAGCAAAGUACAAAACGAAAGCGCGACAGUUGCAUUGAUAUGGGGCGCUUGAAAGCAGCGGUUCUCGAAUCUGAAUUAUACAAAAAUAAGCUGAAAAUUAUGGCCUUAGAAAGAGAUUUGGGCCUUAAAGCUUCAAAAUUUACAAAAAAACUUGCAAAGCUUAGAGUGCGCAAGUAGCUGAAUGUAAAUGAAGCAAGUGACCUACUGCAAUUCAAUGUAUUACGCGUAAUUCAAGUGCAUUGAAUCUACUAUUUAUUGCCUGAUUUUAAUAUUUUAAUAUACCUAUUACCUAUAUGUA
Molecule: messenger RNA, 1543 nt
Organism: Rhagoletis pomonella (apple maggot)
Lineage: Eukaryota; Metazoa; Arthropoda; Insecta; Diptera; Tephritidae
Exons: 3
Coding region: 796-1422 (208 amino acids)
Source: RefSeq, a predicted model, not a curated record